Messenger RNA from Bipolaris victoriae FI3, 3414 nucleotides. RefSeq lists its product as hypothetical. Gene Ontology annotation, cellular component: prospore membrane. The record is from RefSeq and is a predicted model, not a curated record. Bases 1 to 3414 code for a protein of 1137 amino acids. Gene Ontology annotation, biological process: protein localization to prospore membrane; ascospore-type prospore membrane formation. Lineage: Eukaryota; Fungi; Ascomycota; Dothideomycetes; Pleosporales; Pleosporaceae. The transcript is spliced from 4 exons.
AUGCCCACCCAGGAGCGACACUCAUGGCAUAAGCCUGAGGUGACCAACCUGCCGCCAGACUCGUAUACUGCGCAGAGAUUGCAACAUGCCACGCCUGAACACCUUCACCUCACCUCGAGGCGCUACUUCAUCGGUCCUAUCCCGACAGCAUGGCUGAACAAGCAUCGACGCGACUGGUACAAGCACCAUCUGCGCAUCAACUACUCGACCCGCGCUGGAACCUUUUCCUCGGACCCCCACGACGCUCGCCAGCGACGACUGAGUGGUCUUGAAGGCCCCAGUUCUUCCGCCCUCUUUCAGCACAGCUUCCCCCAGCCCCAAGAACUCGACGCCGAGGAGGAAGAGACGGGGGAUCGAGAAGGAGGACAGAAGGGAGACUUGCAGUCGUCCGAGGCAAGCGGCGCAAAUGGAAAAGCUGCCGCGACUGCGGCCUCACCACCUGCCUUGCAAAUACCCCGCAGUUCAGACAACAGAAAGGAUGUGGUGACGGAAGCGGAAGAAGAGCACUGGGUUGACGCGCCUUCUGAGCCUGAGGACGAGGACGGGGACAGCGAUGACGACGACACCCACCAUGACCACAACCAAGACAUCCCCGCCCCUCCUCUGACAACACGACGGUCAAGCGAAAAGACAUUUGUCACUGCGUCCUCUGUACCAAUAACAGAGCCAGACAAUAGCGAAAUCACAGAAGACCAAGACCCUCAGCAGGAGGAACAACACCCGGUAGAGCAAAACGGCCUACAAGUCCCUUCGAAUGGAAGCGAGCCAGGAUCAAAGUCGCUGGGCAAGCGCCCGCUACUUAGCAUAGAGAGCCAUGGACAUCCUGCGUCAACCACUGGAGCUGCUUCUGUAGAUGCUAAUUCAACGUCGUCUCUGUUGCCCAACGCUGACACCAACAAGGCACCCGCUCUCGCUGACAUCGAUCCAAACCCACCCGCCAAAGGUAUACUGGCCAAGGUCAGGAGAAAGUCUGAAAUGAUGUCUUCUUCCUCUGGGCAAGCACAGGAUGUAGACGCCUCGUCAGGAGAGUUGACGCGCAAGAAGUCGACUAUGCGAAAUCUGGUCAAAUUCGAUGUCCCGGAAAAUUCGAGGCGUGCAGCCAUCCACCUCAAAGCAAAGAAGGCGCAGAUGACGGUCCAGCGAGCAGGUACCAGGGUUCGACGAAAGAAUAUCAAAGAGGGGCUCGUUGUCAAGAUGGAGCGCAUGCUCGUUCGUGUUGAUGCUGCAGCAGAGGUUCCGGAAGAUUUUGAUGAGAACGUCAGCCAAAGAGUCGUGUCUCGCGUCAAGAACAAGUGGCGCGAAUACAUGGUUGUCUGCCGCCACAGUCACGUUGAUGGUGCUGAUUUCGUGCUGCAAUUCUACCAGACUCGAGUCAUUCCAGAAAUCGAAAAUGCGGGCGCGAGCAAGAAGGCGGCAUAUGAAAUUCCACUCAGUCGCAAGACCAGCAAGGCCAAUCUGUAUUCUGCGCUCGACAAGACUGUGGUCGUCUCAACGCCAAGACGUCCUGAGACCUUGAUCUUCAUUAUGCAAGCUCGCACUUCCUCGAGCGCUGCUGAAUGGUAUACCUUCAUCAGGAACAUACUUGGUUGGCAACGGGCUUCUGAACUUCAAAUCAAUAUACCCGACAUGAGCCUAAGUGUGAGCAUAGUAAAUCCUUUUGCGCAGCUAGAAUCCUCUCAGAACAAAGUACAUUGCGCAGAUGAUACUGAAGAGGCUCUCCUAAAAACUAUGCAAGAAGAGGAGGCUGUUGCAGAGAAUCUCAUACGACGCUGUCUGGAGCAACUGGAAGACGAACCGCAAUGGGCCGAUGUCCUGGCAUCAUGGAUGAAAGACCAACGCAUUGGUCUUGCCUGGAAGCGCUACGACCGGCUUGAAUGGAUACACGGAGCCAACGAACGCAAGAUGUAUGGCACUAUUGCUAUGCUCAAAUCACAUGAGCUGGAGCUGCGACCCAAGACGCAUUACCCCACGACUGCCAUUACGCGAAAGAAGCACAAGACGCUUACCGAGCCAGUUCCAGUUGAAGGCUUCCUCAUUCGGCUUACUGGACAACGGGGUCGGUCUAAGCGCCUAGGACUCAUGUACCACAAGCAACUGUACUUUGCUAGUCAUGACCAGUACUUGGUCUUUUCUCGCCCGACCAAAGCGACUCCACCACCGCCUCCAAAGCUACCUGCUUCAGAGAAUGCGGCCGUGCCAACACCAGAUGCAGUUAGAGACGCGGUACCAGACAGCUGGGCAGUAAACCCAUACAGUCUGCAGCAUGGUCAAAUUGAAUGGCUCAUGGAGGGUCACUCUGGCACGACCGAGGCCAGGCGGCUGCGCGAUGAGGAUGCAGCAGAUGAGGCCGAGCGCAAAGAACAAAAUCUCCUCAAUUGCGACGGUUACAUCAACCUGACUGAUGUUGUCAAAGUCCGCAAAGCCCGAUUGGGUGCUAGUGCUGCUGACGAGGACCUUGAGGAAGGCUCGGAUGUGGACUUUGACGAAGACAUUGAUGACUCUAUGAACAACGACGGAGUGACUAAUGACCUGGAUCUUGAUCGUACCCUUGAGCUAGUCAUGAAGAACGGCCUCAUCAUUCGUCUACAGGCUGCGAACAAAGCCCGUCGAAAAGAAUGGAUACAGCAUCUCCGUGCCCUUGUCAAGUACUGGAAGCAUCGCACUGCGUCUGAUAUUGCUCUCUACAAAUCCACACGCAGUCGUAACCUUAGCGCCCUUAAGAUUGACGAAGAGACUGAAGCGCAUGUUGGUCAAUUUGCUCGCAAGUGGGAGGUAACGCAGUCCUUUGCUUCGCCUGAGCUUUACAACAUGUGUGGCAUCGCUUGCUGCCGACCUAUUCACAUGAGCGGAAUGCUUUACCGUAAGCCUCGUAUACAUGCUCCCUUUACGCGGUGCAGCGUCCUGCUCACCGCUGGCACACUUCUUAUCUUUCGCGAUGUACUGCGAAGCAGAAGUGGAAAACAACUCGCGCAUAUACACCAUGAGCGAAUGGCCAAUCUGGACCUCAAAGACUGCUACAUCUACUCUGGUCUUCUCACCGAGAACGAUUUGCUAUAUCAAAAUCAAACUUUUGAUGCGAAUAAGCCAGGGCACCACGCACUUCCGCGGAUAUACCUCGAAGACGGAUGGACAUCAACUGACGAAGACGUUAUGACAACGUUUGUCAUCUGGCAUGGAAAGGCCAAGAGUUGGUUCCGCGCUGAAGAGGGCGCCGGGGGCGGUGAACAGAAUCGAAAAGAAGGAAAGAGGACCAAGUUGAAGAGAGUGGCCAAGCUGGGGAGCAAAGGUCGUAGCGUGGUUUUUAGGGCUCGGUCACGUGCAGAGCGCGACCAUUGGGUGCUGGCAAUUCAGAAUGAGAUUGAGAGAGUGCAGGGGAGUGCCGCAGACUUUAGACUAGAAGAGAGUAUUCAGUGA